GGAUUGAUGCGGAGUUGGAGUCCAGAAACAGCACGUAAAUGAGCCGUCUUCUUCAGCCGCAUAUAAAUUCAGAGGUAUCGCAUCUGAGUAAGCGUUGUUUGAGCAUGAGGUGCUGCCCUAAAAGAUUCGCUCUUUUAUAAUCCUCCCUCUUCUCACUUCGUCGGAAUAUUUUACCAAACCCUAAGUCUGAUUUUUUGAUAAAUAGAUUGACCGGAAAAGCUACUCCGGUGAUCUGAGGUAUUUAAUUGAGGGGGAAUUUAAGUACGCAGAAAUGGAAGGCGGCUGCUGCACGACUUCGCCGGCGUCUUCGUCCGGCGGGGAGAUGUCGAAGAGGAAGCCGAGGCAGCAUCAGCCGGAUAAGCCGUAUAGAGGUAUACGUAUGAGGAAGUGGGGGAAGUGGGUAGCCGAGAUAAGGGAGCCGAACAAGCGGUCCAGGAUAUGGCUCGGCUCGUACUCGUCGCCCGUCGCGGCGGCGCGUGCCUACGACACGGCGUUGUUCUAUCUCCGCGGCCGCUCGGCGCGGCUGAACUUCCCGGAGUGCAUCGUCGACGACGUCGUCGACUCGGCGCACGACUUGUCCGCCGCCGCCAUCCGGAAGAGAGCCACCGAAGUCGGAGCUAGAGUCGACGCGCUGCAAAGCGCCGGUAGCCACGCUCUGCUAGCCGGAUCCAACGUGGGUCGGGCCCCCGGAAAGCCCGAUUUGAAUGAGUACCCGAGCCCGGAGACUUCCGAGGAUAGUUGAAUUGAUUUCUUGAUUUUCGGUUUGUUUUAAUUAUCGUAACUCUUUUUUUUUUUGGGUUUUUUUUUUUAAUGUCUUUAGGUCCUCUCAAAAAAAAAAAUAUUACAGAGAAAUUUCUCUCUUUAAAAUUGUUGGUGUCUGAAUUAAUCCCAAAAGGGAUUAUUUGUUUCAUACUUUGGUUUUGAUCCAAUUAUAAUUGUAAAAAUCUUGAAUGAUUGACAAACAAAUA
Molecule: messenger RNA, 968 nt
Organism: Andrographis paniculata
Lineage: Eukaryota; Viridiplantae; Streptophyta; Magnoliopsida; Lamiales; Acanthaceae
Product: ethylene-responsive transcription factor ERF010-like
Exons: 1
Coding region: 272-742 (156 amino acids)
Biological process (GO): regulation of DNA-templated transcription
Molecular function (GO): DNA-binding transcription factor activity; DNA binding
Source: RefSeq, a predicted model, not a curated record